AUGGUUAAUGGCAGUGAGCGUGAACCCGGUGAAUGUUCGCCUUCGCCACCGGAGCAUCGGGCCACGGCUACAAGCAGUACGAGGUAUCGAUCGAGGCGAGAAAAUCGUCCGGCAAUGUGGAAGAGUGACUCGGUUGUGGAGUUGGUCGAUUUGGAUUUUGCAGUGGAUGAGGAUGACGACAUUGAGGUGUUGAGUGAUGAGCAAGAAGCAGCUGAUGCUGACGAUUUUGUUGUUGAUGUUGAUGAAGAUGAUGAUGGAAAUGAUGAAUUUUUUGUUUUGGAUACGAACAGAGCUGAAAUCAUUGAGGAAGAGAAAAUCACCAUAGUAGAUUGCAAAGGCUCAGAGCAAAUUCAGCUUUCAAAGGCAAAACGAAGCGAAGAAACAUUCGAUAUUACGAAAAUUCUUACCAAUGAUCCUACAACUGCAUCGCUUUCGGCGGAAAAGAAGGAAAACUUGAAGCAUCUGCCGAAAAAGCCGGUGUUGGUAGCAACAAAAACCGCGGGGGACUAUGCAAAAAACGCAUCUUUGCACGGUCAUCCCGUGCGUUGGCCAAUCAUUUUUUUUAGGCCAGGUUAUGUAAGCGAUUCGUUGCGUGAUGCUCUUGGUAUUGGCAAGCACGAUAUCCCAGAAUGGAUUUAUCGUAUGCGUCAAAAGGGUUUCGUUGAGGGAUAUCCGCCGGGCUAUCUCGAUCAGGUGACGCAAUUUCAAAAUUUCUUGCCUAAAUUAAUACUUCUGUUACUUCACUUAUCUGUCGUACUUCUUAAGAACUCUCCAUAG
Molecule: messenger RNA, 777 nt
Organism: Gongylonema pulchrum
Lineage: Eukaryota; Metazoa; Nematoda; Chromadorea; Rhabditida; Gongylonematidae
Source: the annotation of a GenBank genome assembly